AUGGCGGCCUCCUGGAGGUUCGGCUGCGACCCUCCGCUGCUGCGCUACCUCCUGGGCCUCGGCAGCCAGCGAAGCGUGGGGUGUGCGAGGGCUCCGGCUUUGUCGUCUGUCAUCCGCGGGACUAGCUGGAGAUGGCUUCACAGUUCGCAGUGGCGGUGGGGUGAGCCUAUUAAGAUACUAAUGCCCUCCUUGUCUCCUACAAUGGAGCAAGGAAAUAUUGUGAAAUGGCUGAAGAAGGAAGGUGAAGCUGUGAGUGCUGGAGAUGCACUGUGUGAAAUCGAGACUGACAAGGCUGUGGUUACCUUAGACGCAGGCGAUGACGGCAUCUUGGCCAAAAUAGUUGUUGAAGAAGGAGCCAAAGAUGUAAGGCUGGGUUCACUAAUUGGCUUGAUGGUUGAAGAAGGAGAAGAUUGGAAACAAGUUGAAAUUCCCAAAGAUGUUGGGCCUCCACCACCAGUUUCAAAACCAGCAAUGCCUCAUCCCUCACCAGAACCACAGGUUUCUGUUCCUGCUAAGAAGCAACACCCAGCAGGCCCAAUGCAGUUCCGCUUGAGUCCAGCUGCCCGUAAUAUUCUGGAAAAGCAUGCACUGGAUGCCAGCCAGGGCACAGCUACUGGCCCUCGGGGAAUCUUCACUAAAGAAGAUGCUCUCAACCUGGUCAAGCUGAAACAGAUGGGCAAGAUUACUGAGACUAGACCAGCCCCAGCUCCUCCAGUCACUCCAAAAGCCUCUUUACCACCCCCUGCCACAACUGGGCCAUCAUAUCCCCGGCCCAUGAUCCCACCAUUAUCAACUCCUGGACAACAGAAUGUUGUGGGCACAUUCACUGAUAUUCCUGCUAGCAAUAUUCGAAGAGUUAUUGCCAAGCGGUUAACUGAGUCUAAAAGUACUGUACCUCAUGCAUAUGCUACUGCAGACUGUGACCUGGGAGCAGUUUUAAAAGUUAGACAAGAUUUAGUGAGAGAUGACAUUAAAGUUUCAGUAAAUGAUUUUAUCAUCAAGGCAGCGGCUGUUACUCUUAGACAAAUGCCAGGUGUCAAUGUCAGCUGGGAUGGGACAGGCCCAAAACAGCUAUCCUCUAUUGACAUUUCAGUGGCUGUGGCAACAGAUAAAGGUUUAAUUACUCCAAUCAUAAAAGAUGCUGCUGCUAAGGGAAUACAGGAAAUUUCCAAGUCUGUGAAGGCUCUAUCGAAGAAAGCAAGAGAUGGAAAAUUAUUACCUGAAGAAUAUCAAGGAGGAUCUUUUAGUAUUUCCAACUUGGGGAUGUUUGGCAUCGAUGAGUUCACUGCGGUGAUCAACCCUCCUCAGGCGUGCAUCUUGGCUGUUGGGAGAUCCCGCCCUGUGCUGAAGCUGAUUGAGGAUGAAGAGGGGAAUGGCACCCUGAAACAGCACCAGUUCAUCACUGUCACCAUGUCAAGUGACAGCCGAGUCGUUGAUGAUGAACUAGCUACCAGAUUUCUUGAGAGUUUUAAAGCAAACCUAGAAAAUCCUGUCCUUCUUGCUUAGUCCUCAAAGACAGGAACUGCAUUGAGUAGUUUUUACCAAGGAACACAAUAGGAAAACGGUUAGGUAUUUAAAUAUGAAAUGGAUGAAUUGCUUAUUUAUUUAAAGUGAAAGCUUCUGACUUUCUUUGUCUUCAUUUUCAGUGUGAGAUUAUUGUGAAAUAAAUGACAAUAUACACUAUAACUGAUAAAGAGAAGAGAAGAUUUGGUUAGUCAAAUCCAUUUUUAACCUCUGGUGCUGUACAGAAGGGUUCAGAUGUAACUAGGUGAAAAUCAAAUCAUGUUUGACUCAAAUCCUACGUUUACAGUACAGUGUAAACUCAAAAAAAUUGAUAGAACUCUAUCUUGUGUUAAAAUUACAAAUGGGCUCCAAAGAAAUGCCUCUUAACUUAGCAGUGAAAUCUUUAUAAGCACUGCUCUAGAUAUACUUGAACAGUUUAAUAUGUGCAGAAGUUUUUUGAGAUAAUAGUAAAUAAAUAAGGAUCAUAUUCUAUAAGAGAUUGUAGCAACAUUAUUAAAAUGUUUAUGUAUAUAAAGCCAUAUAUGUUUUAACCAUGUA
Messenger RNA from Dipodomys ordii (Ord's kangaroo rat), 2061 nucleotides. It is a transcript of the gene Pdhx, whose product is annotated as pyruvate dehydrogenase complex, component X. The transcript has 11 exons. Gene Ontology annotation, cellular component: pyruvate dehydrogenase complex; mitochondrion. Bases 1 to 1506 code for a protein of 501 amino acids. NCBI's taxonomy places the organism in Eukaryota, Metazoa, Chordata, Mammalia, Rodentia, Heteromyidae. Gene Ontology annotation, biological process: pyruvate decarboxylation to acetyl-CoA. Gene Ontology annotation, molecular function: acyltransferase activity. The record is from RefSeq and is a predicted model, not a curated record.